This is a messenger RNA of Acanthosepion pharaonis, 1389 nucleotides long. The record is from the annotation of a GenBank genome assembly. NCBI's taxonomy places the organism in Eukaryota, Metazoa, Mollusca, Cephalopoda, Sepiida, Sepiidae.
AUGUCGACCAUUAGUGCCCAUGGCACUCUUUGCGAUUCGGACAGAUUUAAUAGUGUCGAAGAGGUAAAGAUAUGCCAAGGUCAGCUGGGAAAUCGGUGUCGGUUGAAAACAAGACCAUCCUUCCGUCUUUUGCCUAAUAAAUCUAUCUUGCCAUUUAUUGAUCUAACAAAGCGCCAUUCAUUCAGUAUCGAUCAGUCUAUGCUUCCCUUUAUUUUGUCCCUUUCACUUUCUUUCUUUCUCAUUUUCACAGACCUUUUCUUUCUCAGUGAUUAUUUUCUUUUCGCUCUUUCAUAUUUCUUAGUUUUUCUUUUCUUUCUUCUUGAAUUUCUUUAUUUCUUUCAUUCUUUUGUUCUUUCUUUCUUUCUUUCUUUCUUUCUUUCUUCGUUUCUUUCUUUUUUUUUUUCUUUGGUCUUUCUUUCUUUCUUUUUGAUUUUCUUUCUUUUCUUUUUCUUUGUUUCUUUCUUCUCGUUCGUUCGUUCGUUCCUUCGCCCUUUCGACAGUUCUUUCUUUCUUCUUUCUUCUGAUUUGCUUUGUGUCUUUCUUUCUUUCUUUCUUUCUUUCUUUCUUUCUUUCUUUCUUUCUAUAGAAUACCUUUUCGUCUUUUUAGAUGGCGAUAACGCUUUUCAAUCUCUGAUUUAUUCCCAUAAAAAUAAAAUAAAAAAAAUUAUAAAAAAUGAUCUAUCUAUCUAUCUAUCUAUCUAUCUAAGGCUGUUCAUAUCUAUCUAUCUAAGGCUGUUCAUAUCUAUCUAUCUAUCUAUCUAUCUAUCUAUCUAUCUUAUUAUAUUCAAAUCUAUCAUGUCGUUCCAUUUCUUUCUUUCUAUCUAUCUAUCUAUCUAUCUAUCUAUCUAUCUAUCUAUCUAUCGUAGUCGUUCCAUUUCUAUCUAUCUAUCUAUCUAUCUAUCUAUCUAUCUAUCUAUCUAUCUAUCUAUCUAUCGUAGUCGUUCCAUUUCUAUCUAUCUAUCUAUCUAUCUAUCUAUCUAUCUAUCUAUCGUAGUCGUUCCAUAUCUAUCUAUCUAUCUAUCUAUGGUAGUCGUUCCAUUUCUAUCUAUCUAUCUAUCUAUCUAUCUAUCUAUCUAUCUAUCUAUCUAUCUAUCUAUCUAUCUUAGUCGUUCCAUAUCUAUCUAUCUAUCUAUCUAUCUAUCUAUCUAUCUAUCUAUCUAUCUAUCUAAAAAACAUGAGAAUAUACCUAUCUAUUUUUCUAUCUAUUUAUCUCUCUCUCUAAUUAUCUAUCUAUCUAUCUAUCUAUCUAUCUAUCUAUCUAUCUAUACACGCACGCACACACAUAUAUUCAUAGACUUAAGUAGUAAAUUAAAAAAAAUCUCAGAAUCUAUUAAGGAGACUGAAAAGUUGAACUCACAAUGCUAUUUGGAAGAGUUGCCAAACUGGUAA